CCAGUUUUAUUGAACAGCUGAUAGAGUUGCCGUAUUGUUGAACAGUUAUGUUUACAAAUGCAUUAUAUUGGCGCGAAUCAUUUAAGAUCGCCAUGAAGCGUACGAAGGCGCAGAAGGUAGGUCCUUCCAAAAAGGCUGCAAAAAGUGAUGAAGGCAGCUUCAAGCCCAAAAGUGAUCAGGAAAGCAACGAUGAGGAGGCCUCCACAUCGAAGUCUUCGUUGGUUUCUAAGCCGGAAUACCAAAACUUUGAGCAGUUUCUCACCCACUUGGAACACCAGCGAAUCUGCACGGCAGCAAACAUUCAGGAAUUCCCUUUCAGGAAGAAACGAGUGCGCGUUCUGUCCAAAACCGACGAUGUAAAGGAAUCUAGCCUAGGCGGCGUCGUCUACUGGAUGUCUCGCGACGGGCGCGUCCAGGACAACUGGGCCCUGCUUUUUGCUCAGCGUCUGGCUUUCAAGCUGGAAUUACCCUUAUCAGUGGUAUUUUGCCUAGUUCCCAAAUUCCUGAAUGCCACCAUCAGGCACUACAAGUUCAUGAUGGGCGGCCUGCAGGAGGUGGAGCAGCAGUGUCGCGCCCUGGACAUACCCUUCCACCUGCUAAUGGGUCCCGCCGUGGAAAAGUUGCCAGAAUUUGUGAAAUCCAAAGAUAUUGGAGCCGUAAUCUGCGACUUUGCCCCGCUGCGUUUGCCCCGCCAAUGGGUCGAGAAUGUAAGCAAGGCACUACCCAAGAGCGUGCCGAUGGUGCAAGUCGAUGCACAUAAUGUAGUUCCGUUGUGGGUGGCUUCCGACAAACAGGAGUAUGCUGCCCGCACCAUUCGCAACAAAAUCAACUCCAAGCUGGGGGAGUUCCUCAGCGAAUUCCCACCGGUUGUGCGGCAUCCCUUUGGAACGGGCUGCAAGAAUGUAAAUGCCGUGGAUUGGUUAGCUGCCUAUGCUUCACUGCAGUGCGACAUGGAAGUGGAAGAGGUACAGUGGGCGAAACCGGGCUAUAAGGCGGCCUGCCAGCAGCUCUACGAGUUCUGCAGUCGUCGUUUGCGCCAUUUUAAUGACAAACGGAACGAUCCCACGGCAGACGCCUUGUCCGGACUCUCGCCUUGGCUGCACUUUGGUCACAUCUCGGCUCAGCGGUGUGCUCUGGAGGUGCAGCGGUUUCGGGGCCAAUACAAAGCCUCAGCGGAUUCGUUUUGCGAGGAGGCCAUUGUGCGCCGAGAACUGGCUGAUAACUUUUGCUUCUACAAUGAUCAAUAUGAUAGUCUUAAAGGUCUUAGUUCUUGGGCAUAUCAAACCCUAGAUGCACAUCGCAAGGACAAGCGGGAUCCCUGCUACAGAUUAGAGGAACUAGAGAAGUCUCUGACCUAUGACGACCUAUGGAACUCGGCGCAACUGCAGCUGGUGCGCGAGGGAAAAAUGCACGGCUUUUUGCGGAUGUACUGGGCCAAAAAGAUUCUGGAAUGGACUGCAACCCCAGAGGAGGCGUUGGAGUACGCGAUCCUGCUGAACGACAAAUACAGUCUGGAUGGACGCGAUCCCAACGGCUAUGUGGGCUGCAUGUGGUCAAUUGGCGGCGUCCAUGAUAUGGGUUGGAAGGAGCGGGCUAUUUUCGGCAAGGUUCGGUACAUGAACUAUCAGGGAUGCAAACGCAAAUUCGAUGUAAAUGCCUUUGUCAUGCGAUACGGCGGUAAGGUGCACAAGAAGAAAUAAAACGUUUUUGGAAUUUGCCUUUGUUUUGAAUGCAA
Drosophila yakuba is the source of this 1735-nucleotide messenger RNA. RefSeq names its product deoxyribodipyrimidine photo-lyase (gene phr). NCBI's taxonomy places the organism in Eukaryota, Metazoa, Arthropoda, Insecta, Diptera, Drosophilidae. Bases 48 to 1700 code for a protein of 550 amino acids. The record is from RefSeq and is a predicted model, not a curated record. Gene Ontology annotation, biological process: photoreactive repair. The transcript is spliced from 3 exons. Gene Ontology annotation, molecular function: deoxyribodipyrimidine photo-lyase activity.